AUGUCGCUAGCCUUUCGACAUAUUACCCUCCGCCGCGGCGAGAAGCAUCACGAAGACCUCAUCGCUCUUCGAACGCGUGCUCUGAAGUAUGCUUCCCCUGAUGCUAUCCGAAUCUUUUCCAUUUGUGUCGACCUCCCUCCCCAAGAAGCCCGGGAGAUCGAGGCUCUACAAGACGCAUCCAAAGAGAGUAAAUACAGCUUUGGUACACAUGAACCCACCUCCUUCGAGAAUGAAGAAGGUCACGAUGACAACGAUAUAUCGUAUUCCAGCUUUGAUAAGGGAGAACUAGCUGGCAACGCCAUUCCUUGGCUCCGUCUUCGGGAAGUCAACUACCAGCGUCCCAACCCCCCAAUCCACGAAGAUGUGAACACCAACGUUUCGCAUACAACCACCGACCAUGAAGGGGAUGUUGCUAUGAAAGAAGAAGACUCAGACGAUAGAGGUUCCAGUACAUCUACCUCGGACGCUGGAGACGACCUGGACUACCAGAAGUGGAUUGAUGAGAAUACCCAGAACGGUGCCGUGAUGCCCCUGAACCUUGACGAUCGCGAGGAUUACCAGUCCGAAGCUUCAACAACGGACGCGAGCAAUUGCAUUGACUACCAAAACUGGAUGUACGACAACUCGGAUGGAAACCAUGGCAUUCCCAUCGAUCCUUGUCUCGAAGACACCCCCAUGCCCAACGCUCUUGAUCCCUCCCUCAACGAAUCUUCUACGAACGACAUUGAUGUAUCUGAUGUCGUCCAGAAGUGGCUCUGCGAUGCUCCUGGAACUACUAUAAGCACUGAAGAGCUAUCCAUGGCUGCUUUGACUCAGGAUACCGACACUGUUCUGGUCAAGGGCGUUCAGCAUUCGCCCACAUCGGGUAACGAAACCAACGAGCCUAAUCCAUCGCAUACUUUUGACAUAUUUGAAGACGAAGUAGACUCUCUAGGCAGCCUAACUAACGGAGAUACUACCUCCUCAUCUAUUCAACUUUGCUCCACGACAACUCAGAGCCACUCCAAUGAUGGCCGGGACACAGGCGAUGCCGGGAAAGAUGACACCAGUUCAGAAAUCUCACUCGAUAGCGAUAGCGACAGCGAUACCGAAACUACGAACACUUUGCUACAACCUCGUAAAGACUACUGGCCGGCGAAGCUCAAGCGUAAACUCGAUGAGGCCGAAGCCAAGUACGAAGACUACGUCUGUCAGCGUGAGACGUUCGAGCGUAACAUUGCAAGCCAGGUCGAACACAUAGGCAAGAUCGAUGACAACGAGCUCUGCAACUUCGUCCGUAACAACGUUGUAUAUCCUCCUAGGGUCAACGUACGAGAGCUUCUUGAUCUGAAGGAUUGCAUCGAAGAUGUGGCUGAUUUUAACCACGAUGGCAAGAAAAACCUCCAUGAGAUCAAUCGCGAAGCGCACAAGCGUAAAGCGCUGCGCUACGAGCCGCCAGGAUCCACGAAACGCUUUCGAAGCAGAUGUCUUGGAAGCUCUCUGCGAUAUGUAAUUGGAAUCGAUCAGGACUGGGGAGAUGAGGACAACUAG
Messenger RNA from Fusarium sp. VM40, 1530 nucleotides. NCBI's taxonomy places the organism in Eukaryota, Fungi, Ascomycota, Sordariomycetes, Hypocreales, Nectriaceae. The record is from the annotation of a GenBank genome assembly.